This is a messenger RNA of Diatraea saccharalis (sugarcane borer), 1042 nucleotides long. The record is from the annotation of a GenBank genome assembly. NCBI's taxonomy places the organism in Eukaryota, Metazoa, Arthropoda, Insecta, Lepidoptera, Crambidae.
AGGACCUACUAAGUCUGUGCAUAGAGGGAAUCUUAGUCUGUGGUUUUUACAAAAAAGGCCCAUAGAAGGCCGUGUUUUAAUAAGAAUUAGUGAUUUCUGGUCAUUUUAGUGGUAAUUUAUCAAUAAAAUCAUCUAAAUGGCGCUCAAUCCUCAAUACGAUGCCAUUGGAAAAGGUUUCGUUCAGCAAUAUUACACAUUGUUUGAUGAUCCGGCAACUCGACCAACACUCGCCAAUAUGUACAACGUUGAAACAUCUUUCAUGACUUUCGAGGGUGUUCAACUACAAGGUGCUGUUAAAAUUAUGGAAAAAUUAAAUAGUUUGACAUUUCAAAAGAUUGGUAGGUUAAUAACGUCUGUUGACUCACAACCUAUGUUCGAUGGAGGUGUUCUAAUUAAUGUUCUCGGUCGACUCCAGACAGAUGAUGAUCAACCCCAUGCAUACCUUCAAACUUUUGUAUUGAAGCCAAUAGGGAAUUCAUUCUAUGUAGAGCACGACAUGUUCAGGCUGGCACUUCAUGAUGUAUAAGAAUAAUUUAAACUACAAAGACAAAUGUGAUGAUGACCCUCCGCACCCAUACAUGCAGACAUUCGUUUUGAAACCACUUGGAGAAUCGUUCUUUGUUCAGCACGAUAUAUUCCGUCUAGGUAUCCAUGAUUCAGCUUAAUUUAACUACUAAGUAAUCACCUUCCAUCAAUGAACAAAGGUCAUUAUAAUAAUAAAUGGUCAACACAUCAUUUUACUCUUGUUUUGGUUAACUAGGUGUAAGUAAUUGUACAAUGUAAUGUCUAAUUGUAAAUUCAAAACAAGACGGAUCCAGCACAAAUUUUGGGUCAAUCAUGAAUUUGCAUUAUUUUCUUUAUUUAUUGAUCUGAAAUAGUGUGCUAGGUCUUAUCAAUCAGCAUUGAAAUUUGCUUGCUUAUAUAAAGACAGCUUCGGUCAAAGUAAUGGUCAAAGAUGGACUCUUAGUUAUGUGUAUACAUUUUAUAAAUAAAUAUCAUAUAAUUUUUUAAAAGCUUGUUUUACUAAAAAAAUCUGAAAUAG